AUGUCUAGAUUGCCUGCAAAGUCGCUGAUGAAGACCCACCAAAAGAAACGAAAGGAGCAAGAUCGUAACGAAGACGAUGAGAGCCCAAGUAAGCUAGUCUCGAUCCCUUUUGAUCUAGAGUUGGAGAUACUUACUCGAUUACCUGGAAGGUCUCUUAUCAAGUUUCGAUGCGUGUCCAAGAUUUGGUUUUCCAUGUUCCGUGACUUCUUCUCUAUGUCCUCAACACGAUCACGAUUUAUAAUCGUUUUCAGUAACAAUGUACCCGCCGAUUUUAAUGCCAAACGUUUGUUCAUAUUCUCUGCUUCACACGAGGGAGAAGAAUCUUCUUCUUUGGUUGCAAAUCUCGACAUGGAAAUACCUUCACUGACUUUGGCUCACGGCUCCAACUAUCCUUCCGUCCAUGGCUUUGUCGGGACGCUCACAUAUUUUGGAUACGAUCCUCUUCAUCAUCAAUUCAAAGCAUUGACCCUGCUGCCUACUCCUUCUCCUUCUCCUGGACAGGAUCAUUGGUGUCAUUUGCACGAGGUUAUAACACUUGGAGCAGGAGAAUCACGCAAUCAGGUUACCACCCUGCUUUAUCGCCCUCUAACUAGGGGACUAUGCAUAAAUGGUUUUGUGUAUUAUGGUGCUUGGGAAUCAACACCAACCAAUCCGGUGAUUGUGUGUUUUGAUGUUAGAUAUGAGAGGAUAAGCUUUAUCAAAGCGCCCAAGGGUGUCCUGCUUAUGCAAAGUGAUUCUAUGUUGACAGAAUACAAAGGGAAAUUAGCUUCCAUUGCAAGAAACCCAUUUGUUCCUUUCCUCAGUUUUGAUUUAUGGAUACUAGAGGAUGUGAAGAAACAUGAUUGGUCCAAGCAAACAUUUGAGCUUCCCUGUAUAUGA
This is a messenger RNA of Arabis nemorensis, 879 nucleotides long. NCBI's taxonomy places the organism in Eukaryota, Viridiplantae, Streptophyta, Magnoliopsida, Brassicales, Brassicaceae. The record is from the annotation of a GenBank genome assembly.